UGGAUUCAUACAUAUUUAAAUACAUGCUAAGAAAGCCUAUAAGAAAUAAUGAUGUUCAGAGAAGGACUAAAUGUAGAGGCUCAUUUUAUUACUAUUUUGUAAGCAUCCGGAAGAUGGACACUAUAAAAAAUCCAUACUACAGUCUUGUCAGAUAUAUUGUAAUAGUAACAGGACAAAGUCGAUAUAAUCCUAAAUGGAUAAAUUUUAUCAUUCAAUCAUUUUUUACUUUUAUUAUAGUUUCUUUUAUAACUGGGCAGAUUACAGGCGCUAUAAAACUAUUGGAUAACAUAGACGCAUUCUUAGUGUGCAUACCACCAACAUGUUACUCUUCAAUAAGUGCAAUUAUUUUCUUAAAUAAUAAGCUGAAAGUAAAACAAAUAAAUGUUGUUCUUUCAAAGAUACAAGAAGAUUGGAAUUCAUUAUUAUCCAAAUAUGAAGUUGAGAUUUUACACAAAUAUGGCAGAAGAUGCAACAGUUAUAUUAAAUUAUUCUAUGUUGGAUUCUUUGGACACGCUAAUGUAUACGUAUUGUCGCAUGUAAUUCCUCUGAUGAUUAAAUUUUUUAAAAAUAGUCAUGAACCGAGUGAGCUUCUAUUUCCACUUGACUUUGGUAUAGAUACAGAAAAAUACUUCUACUUGAUAGCAAUUCACGGUUAUUUAUCAGCUUACGUUUGUACUUUAGCGUUUGUAAAUGGAGAUACACUUCUCUUCAUGUUUCUUGAGCAUGCAUGUGGAAUAUUUGAAAUUAUGCGAUAUAAAUUGUCUACUGCGAUAAAUGAAACUUCUAAAUCCGUCAACAAUGAUACUUUUCAAAAGAAUCUUCAACGUGAAAUAAAAAUUUGUGUAUCAAUGCACAGAAAAGUUCUAUUGUUUGUAUAUUUUUAUUAUGAUCUUUUACAUUAA
Messenger RNA from Leptopilina heterotoma, 902 nucleotides. RefSeq lists its product as uncharacterized. NCBI's taxonomy places the organism in Eukaryota, Metazoa, Arthropoda, Insecta, Hymenoptera, Figitidae. Gene Ontology annotation, molecular function: odorant binding; olfactory receptor activity. Gene Ontology annotation, cellular component: membrane. The transcript is spliced from 5 exons. The record is from RefSeq and is a predicted model, not a curated record. Gene Ontology annotation, biological process: sensory perception of smell. The coding region runs from base 24 to 902 and encodes 292 amino acids.